GACGACAAAACGAAAAAUAACGAUGAAUUUCAUUCUUCCCGGGGCCAACGUGAAAAUGUUGGCCCGUGCUGUGAAUUGUUUUUCCAAAAUCGGAAACGAAUUAUUCUUCGAGGCCACUCCGGACGGGCUCGAUUUGAAGACCAUAAACUCGACCAACACGGCCUAUGCGGUCGUUCAGUUUAGGCGCGAUUUUUUCAUCACCUUCCAGCAGGGCAAUUCCGACACACCCGACGAGAACUGCUGCAAGAUAUCGGUGAAACCGAUUCUAAAGAUAUUCAAGAGUCUUGCUACGAUCCAAACGUGCAAAAUCUGGCUAGAAACCAACCAAUCCAAAAUCAUAUUUCAAUUCCGCUGCAAGUCGGACGUGCUGAAGACGCACAAAAUAUAUCUUCUCGAAAGCGAACACAUCAAUUCGCUCAACCUAUCGCAAACGUUUCCCAGCGAAAUUGUGGGCAACCACAAAGUGUUUACCAACAUUCUGGUGCAUCUGUACCAUUCGGUCGAUGAAAUUUCGUUCGAUCUGAACGACAGCAAGACGGUAGUUUCCAACUACGUAGACAACGAUCAAGCCGAUCGUUCCACGUUGCGAUCGACGCUUUCGAUUGAUUCUACUGCGUUUCAAACGUACCAGCUCGCUAGCAAGGCAAAUCUUAUCUUUUGCUACAAAGAAUUUAAAGCAGUGACCAUGUUCGCAGCGCUGAACAAGCUGAACAUAAAAAUGAGCUUCUCCGGGCCCGGUUCACCGUUGAUGUUGGAGAUGAGCAAAGGGGAGAUCGUGCAUGCCAAGUUCAUCAUGGGAACGAUGAAACCUUCCGCCCAGCUUAAUAGCAGACGAGCGAACCGUCGAAAAGCGCUCGAUCGGAGCAUUAACAACCGGUCUGUCGGUGUGGACAGUGAAGCAAUCAACACCUACUUUACCGAAGACAUAAGGAGCAGCAGUAAUACGGAAGCUGCAUUGGAAAACGGAAUUUCACAGGCUGCCGGUAGUAAAACUGUCCGCGAUACAAUGAACACAAGUUUGCCAGCGCUGCGCAACGAAACCGAUUGUAAUACAGUUCGAAACGAACGUUCGCACCGGCCGGUGGAAGCAAACUCAGUUCGACAACGGUCGAAUACAGUCGCACCCAGCCCAAGUGUGGCUCACUCUUCCGAGGCCAUGUUUGGCGAAAAGAAUACGGAAAAUCUUCCUUUUCUGGAAGGAUUAAACUUCCGCACGCCGACCAUUAACAGACUCGAAUCGAUCCCGACCAUGACGACGGAUGACUCGUUCACGCUUAAUGGCAACAACAGCAACCCGCCGCAAGAACCCGUGGAACAGCAGCUGCAGCAACAACAACAACAGGGAUUAUGCUCCGUCAGCAACCUUUCUGCGGUACGAAGUAGUGCGUCAUUGUUUUCCCGAAAACGACCACCGAAUGAUGGUGGAUUAUCACCUGGAAAGGAAAAACCCCCGGUGGAUAGUGUUCCCGAGUCGCCGGAUGUGAUUGCAGAGCGGAAGCGAAAGCAGGCCAAACUCCGACACAUCUUCCGCCGAUGCUUCGAACCAACGUUCAAUCCUGCCUUUCAAGAUGGCUGCAGCCAAAUCUAUGCUCCAAAUUCUGAUACGGAAGACGACGUGGACACGUGA
This is a messenger RNA of Anopheles maculipalpis, 1627 nucleotides long. It is a transcript of the gene Rad9, whose product is annotated as cell cycle checkpoint control protein RAD9B. NCBI's taxonomy places the organism in Eukaryota, Metazoa, Arthropoda, Insecta, Diptera, Culicidae. The transcript is spliced from 4 exons. The record is from RefSeq and is a predicted model, not a curated record. Gene Ontology annotation, biological process: DNA repair; mitotic intra-S DNA damage checkpoint signaling; cellular response to ionizing radiation. Gene Ontology annotation, cellular component: checkpoint clamp complex. Bases 23 to 1627 code for a protein of 534 amino acids.